This is a messenger RNA of Arachis stenosperma, 1220 nucleotides long. Its product is annotated as GDSL esterase/lipase At1g33811. NCBI's taxonomy places the organism in Eukaryota, Viridiplantae, Streptophyta, Magnoliopsida, Fabales, Fabaceae. Gene Ontology annotation, molecular function: hydrolase activity, acting on ester bonds. The transcript is spliced from 5 exons. The coding region runs from base 6 to 1121 and encodes 371 amino acids. The record is from RefSeq and is a predicted model, not a curated record.
UUAAGAUGAAGCAUUUUAGGGACACUAUUUUGACAUGCGCAUGCAUGUGGUUACUAAGUUUGAGUGAUAUAUGCUUGUGUCAGCCGCGGUCGCCACAACAAGGACUCCAAGUGCCAUGCUUCUUCAUCUUUGGUGACUCAUUGGUUGACAACGGAAACAACAAUGGGAUGCUAACCCUUGCCAGAGCCAAUUACAGGCCUUAUGGCAUUGACUUCCCACAGGGUCCUACUGGCCGCUUUACCAAUGGUCGAACUUAUGUUGAUGCUUUAGCUCAACUUCUGGGUUUUCCAACAUAUAUUCCACCAUAUUCAAGAGCACGGGGCUUGGACCUUUUAAGAGGAGCCAAUUAUGCAUCUGGAGCAGCAGGCAUCCGGGAGGAAACUGGAAGUAAUCUGGGGGCUCAUACAUCAAUGAAUGAGCAAGUCUCUAACUUUGGAGAAACAGUGCAGCAGUUGAGGAGGUACUUUAGAGGAGACAACGAUGCGCUUAACAGCUACCUUGGCAAGUGUUUGUUCUUUUCAGGGAUGGGAAGCAACGAUUACCUCAAUAACUAUUUCAUGCCAGAUUUUUAUUCCACCAGCUCUGAUUACACUGCCAGAGCAUUUGCAACGAUCCUUCUUCAACAGUACGGUCGCCAACUAGCUCAAUUGUAUUCGCUAGGUGCUAGGAAAGUGAUUGUUACAGCAGUUGGCCAAAUCGGGUGCAUACCAUAUCAAUUGGCCCGUUUCCAUGGGAAUAACAGCAGAUGCAACGAAAAAAUCAACAGUGCCAUACAAUUGUUCAACUCAGGUCUUAAGAGAAUGGUUCAGAAUAUUAAUGGAGGGCAGCUUCCAGGAGCAAAGUUUGUAUAUCUGGAUUUUUAUCAAAGCAGCCAAGAUCUAUCUUCAAAUGGAACGUCCCUUGGAUUUGAUGUGGUGGACAAGGGGUGCUGUGGGGUUGGAAAGAACAAUGGGCAGAUUACUUGCCUUCCUCUUCAACAGCCAUGCCAAGAUCGACACAAGUACUUGUUCUGGGAUGCAUUCCACCCAACUGAACUUGCCAACAUCUUACUAGCCAAGGCAACCUACACCUCACAAUCAUACACUUAUCCCAUUAACAUUCAACAAUUGGCAGCGCUCUAAGAGAGAGCCGUUCUACUUUUUACGUAUGUUUGAAGUUGUUUAUGUGUCACUGCAAUUUGCUGAUGUUGUUCUUGUUCCUUAAUUACGUGGAUGAUGAUA